AUGACGAGAACAGCGACCAAGGCAGCGAGCAAAGCAGCGACCGAUUCAGUCGUCCGACACAAACCCGAAGAUAUGAGUGGAGUUGCGAUCGCCGGAAUGAUAGGCCUAGGCAUCGGCGCCCUUUUUCUUCUUCUCAGCGUCGGUGCUGUUGUAUGGGCUAAUCGCGAUGAUAGCAGGCGGGCGAGAGAAGCGGCGGAGGCCCGUUCCGCAAUUCGACUAAAACGUAUUGAACCAGUUGCACCAGCUGACAAUGCUCAACAAGGACAAGACGAGACUAUUGCUUAA
Caenorhabditis remanei is the source of this 285-nucleotide messenger RNA. RefSeq lists its product as uncharacterized. The transcript is spliced from 2 exons. Bases 1 to 285 code for a protein of 94 amino acids. NCBI's taxonomy places the organism in Eukaryota, Metazoa, Nematoda, Chromadorea, Rhabditida, Rhabditidae. The record is from RefSeq and is a predicted model, not a curated record.